Messenger RNA from Vombatus ursinus (common wombat), 2865 nucleotides. RefSeq names its product gamma-glutamyltransferase 5 (gene GGT5). The transcript is spliced from 17 exons. Gene Ontology annotation, molecular function: glutathione gamma-glutamate hydrolase; leukotriene-C(4) hydrolase activity. The record is from RefSeq and is a predicted model, not a curated record. Gene Ontology annotation, cellular component: plasma membrane. Bases 95 to 1993 code for a protein of 632 amino acids. NCBI's taxonomy places the organism in Eukaryota, Metazoa, Chordata, Mammalia, Diprotodontia, Vombatidae. Gene Ontology annotation, biological process: leukotriene D4 biosynthetic process; inflammatory response; glutathione catabolic process.
GGGAAGCAGCCGCUGCGAGCCACCGUUGUUGCUGCUGCUGCCGCUGCUGGCCCAGGCAGCCCCUCUACCACCAGGAAGUCCGGCUGCCCUGGCUAUGGCCAAGGUUGGGGGUCGCACGGCCUGCUUCAUCCUGCUAGGCUUGGCCAUCCUGGUAGCCGUCAUUGUCCUCACCAGCAUCCUGGCCCCGCGCAGCACGUGCCCGAAGAGAAGCUACCCCACCGCUGCUGUGGCAGCCGACAGCAAACGCUGCUCGAACAUCGGCAGGGACAUCCUGAAGCAAGAUGGCUCCCCAGUGGACGCGGCCAUCGCUGCCCUGGUCUGCACCUCGGUCAUCAACCCUCAGAGCAUGGGCCUGGGAGGCGGGGUCAUCUUCACCAUCUAUAAUGCCAGCACAGGAGAGGUAGAAGUGAUCAACGCUCGGGAAACCGUGCCCAAGACAGUCCCCCUGACUCUGCAGGAGCGCUGUAAGAAAGAUAAGCCACUGGGAAAAGGGGCCUAUUGGAUUGGAGUUCCAGGAGAGCUCCGAGGUUACCAGCUAGCACACCAGCGCCAUGGUCGCUUGCCGUGGGCCCAGCUGUUCAAGCCCACCAUCCGCCUCCUCCAGGAAGGCCUCCGAGUCCCCAAGGUCCUGAACUUGUUCCUCAACAGCUCUCUUCUUACUCAGGCCAUAUAUAACUCCUCUCUUUGCCAGCUCUUUUUCAAUGGGAAGAAGCCGUUGGCAGAAGGCGAGUCUCUGCUGAGGCCCGAGCUGGUGCAUACCCUGGACAGCGUGGCGGAGAAGGGCGCUGAUGAAUUCUACGAGGGCUCUCUAGCUGAGGAUCUUCUGGAGGACCUCGCCAUGGAAGGAAGCGUACUGACCAAGGAGGACCUGGCCGGCUUCCAGGCCGAGGUGGUCAAGCCUCUGACCCUGAGCCUGGGGGACUACACUCUGUACUCGCCCCCACCCCCCGCCGGAGGGGCCAUCCUCAGCUUUGUCCUCAAUGUGCUCAAAGGCUUCCAUUUCCCCCAGGACUCCCUGGCCCAGAUCCAGGGGAAGGUCAGCAUGUACCACCGGGUAGUGGAGACCCUGAAGUUUGCCAGUGGGCUGAAGUGGGUGCUGAGAGAUCCCCGGAGCUGCCCAGAGUGCCCGGCCCUGUACCUAGACCUGCUGACUGAGGAGUUGGCCCAGAAGGUCCGGGACUUGAUCAGCCCCCAGGGCAACCACACACCCAGCUACUACAACAUCAGCUUGCCCAGCAUGGGGGGGCAGGAGGUGGGUACCUCCCAUGUGGCCAUCCUGGGCCCGGAUGGCAGUGCCGUGUCUGCCACCAGCACCAUCAACACCCCGUUCGGCUCCAUGGUGUAUUCCCCAAAGACUGGCCUCAUUCUCAACAACCAGCUACUGGACCUCUGCUGGAGGACGACUCCAGGCUCCAGCGUGCUGCUGAGCCCAGUUCCAGGGGAAAGGCCCCCCUCUUCCAUGGUACCAUCCAUCUUGAUCUCCAAAGAUCAGAAGUCCAAGCUGGUGAUCGGGGGCUCCGGAGGGCAAUUAAUCAUUCCAGCCACAGCUUUGGCCAUCAUGAACAGCCUAUGGUUUGGUCUGGACCUUCACGAAGCCAUCAAGGCAAAAAUUCUCCACGUGAGUCCCACAACCAAGGUUCAGUUUGAGCCAGGCUUCGACCAGACUAGGUCAAUGUCAGCCUCCGGCCCAGGUGCUCAGGGAGGACAGCCGGCAUCUGUGUCUGCCAAGGUGGCAAAAGCCAUCAGGGAGCAGGAGAGAAGGAAGGAUCAGAAGAAGAAACUGGGGGUGCUACACUGGGAGGAGACUCAGAGAGGAGCCAGCAGAGGUAGUACAUCCUCUGGACACCCACCAGACAGCUCUGGGAUGUCCUGCCUCAUGAGAGCACAAGAUCAGUCCGUGGUCGAAACGCUGGGUCAUCCGCAGCCCCCACCUCCAUCCACAGUGCCUCCCCUCCCCCCACAUGGCACGGCCCUUCAGGGCAAGCUGGCCUAGAAGGUAUUCACUGUCCUGGACAUGCCAUCUCAUGCCUCUGCCGCCUUUGUGUAGCACCAGUGCAGUGUCGGACACAUAGAAGGGCGUAAUCGGUCCAAUCACUGGCAAUCACCACUCCUCAUGUCCAGCCUACCCCAUGCCAUCUCACCCCAGGGCUUCCUGAGGCCAAAGAAGUGAACCUGGGCUAAGAAGGACAAGCCUGCUCUGAGAGACCCCUCUGCUGCCAGGAUGUCCACCCCAUACCAGGAGCCAGGAAGCUGAAAGAAGAGGAGCAGGGCGUCAGGCUGAGUCCUCGAGACCUCAGGCAUUGAAAUGUGGCUGGUCACUGCUUCCUCCUGAUCCCAGCCUAUGCAGCCACUGGAUGCUGGGUGCAGCCUCAGUCCUCCUUAACAUUCCAUCGGCUUCAGGACAGGUGGCCAUAGAGGUUGCUGUAAGCCUUGCCCCUUGUCUGCUUCUGACCAGCUCUGAGCUCGACAGCCUGCUUGGCUCACUACUCUCUUUUCUUAUUUUUCAUUUUGCACCCACACCACCUUCACUUCUGAAUAUACCCUUCCCUCCUCGCCUCCCCAGAGUGCCAGCCCCAGGACAAAAAAUAAAACAGAGAGACAAAACCAAAGCAGGUCAGCAAAGCGAACACACCAAUCGGGCCCAACCGUGCAUUCAACCUUCCACACCUGCAGUCUCCCACCUCUGCCUAGAUGGAUUCCCUUCCCUUCUCCCCCUCUCCUGGGCUGGUCAUUAUAAACGGAGAGCUUUGCUCAGCAAUCGCACUUCUAGGGCUGGAUCCCAGAGAGAUAGUACAAAUGGGAAAAGGAACCACAUGUACAAAAAUACCCAUAGCAGCUCUUUCUGUGGUGGCAAAGAAAUGGAAA